AUGUGUGGGAUUACAUCUGAGGCCCAGGAAGGAGCUGAGAAGCAGGCCAAACAAGAACAUACGUCACAAAUUUUUACAGGAAUGACGUUGAAAUAUCAGUGUGAUUCUAUAGAUGAAACAUUCACGACUUUGUUAGCUGCCAGCAGGUUAAGUCGAAUUCGACAGUGCUUCUAUAUUAGACGUUAUGCUAUAGAUGAAACAUUCACGACUUUGAUAGCUUCCGGCAGGUUGAGUCGAAUUCGACAGUACUUCUAUAUUAGACGUUACGGUGCUGUAGCAACAAAAAUGCAUCAGCAGUUUCAGCAACGGUUAACUGUUUUGACCGAAGUGACACUCAAGCCAAACCUGGUUGGGCUACGUCUGAUUUGUGGUGCCGGAAAUGCGGGCGUAUGCAGUACAACGAUAAGCGAAAGCUAUGCCAAAUACACGCACAAACGAACACAUUUGACAACGUUUGAGUCGGCUCAUGGCAUCGCUCUGAGGCAUGUCCGAUGUGUCAUCGGUCAACAGCGAGGUCAAAGAGGGCAAACGGAUGUCAAAAAGCAACGAGAUCUUAUCCAUCUUUUGAUGGAGCAUAAGAUUACUAUAUUCUGA
Molecule: messenger RNA, 594 nt
Organism: Gongylonema pulchrum
Lineage: Eukaryota; Metazoa; Nematoda; Chromadorea; Rhabditida; Gongylonematidae
Source: the annotation of a GenBank genome assembly